Messenger RNA from Ctenopharyngodon idella (grass carp), 2744 nucleotides. RefSeq names its product ectonucleoside triphosphate diphosphohydrolase 8 (gene entpd8). Bases 416 to 1909 code for a protein of 497 amino acids. Gene Ontology annotation, molecular function: UDP phosphatase activity; GDP phosphatase activity. NCBI's taxonomy places the organism in Eukaryota, Metazoa, Chordata, Actinopteri, Cypriniformes, Xenocyprididae. The record is from RefSeq and is a predicted model, not a curated record. Gene Ontology annotation, biological process: nucleoside diphosphate catabolic process. The transcript has 10 exons. Gene Ontology annotation, cellular component: plasma membrane.
CGUAUGCUUUUGGUUUUAUUCAGAUAAGGUUGUUUAUCAGUUCCCAAAUAUCAAAGGACGUCUAGUCAAAUUCUUUAAAAAACUUUUAAAAAUGUAACUUUUGACAUUAAUACAUAAAAAUAAGAGAAGAUAUUUGGUCCAAUGAAGCUUUGAGCUUAUAAACCAGGGUGUGUGUAGCACCUAACUGUAUGUGUGAAAGAGGAAAAGUUAGUGAGCGUGUUAUGUGUGUGUGUAAUGAGCUGAAGAUAUACGGGAGGAAGUGCGAGUAUAACUUCAGUUCCCAGAGGCCCCGGCUGGAGUAAAGGUGUGGAGGUAUCAACAUUGUGCAUACCUAUCUUUAUUAUACGGCCACAUCUCCUACGUGUGUUUAUAAAGAAAGUUCAACAAGUAAAGGAGAGGGAAAAGGAUUGCAGAUAUGGGAAUUCAGAUGAAAGCUCUAAUAUUGGGUGCUGCAAUGGCAGCCGUAGCUUGUACAACCAUCAUCGCUUUGAUUCUCUCUCUUGCUAAUCAUCAGUCUUUGGAUCAGCCAUACUCAACACAGUAUGGGAUUGUGUUUGAUGCCGGCUCGACUCAUACGGCCCUCUUCCUGUACCAGUGGCUGGGGAACAAAGAGAACAACACUGGAAUAGUCUCUCAGAAACAGAGCUGUGAUGUGGAUGGUGAUGGCAUAUCAAGCUAUGUCGAGAACCCACCAGCAGCCGGAGAAAGUCUUAAGAAAUGCUUGGAUGUUGCCAAAGCAGUAAUACCAGAAGGAAAGCGGAAGGCUACACCUGUGUACCUUGGUGCCACUGCUGGCAUGCGGCUUCUUAGAUUACAGAACCAAAGUCUAGCAGACAGCAUCCUCAUAGAAGUCACCAAAACAAUCCAAAGUUAUCCAUUUGAUUUCCGAGGGGCCAGAAUACUCUCUGGCAUGGAGGAGGGGACUUAUGGCUGGAUCACCAUCAACUACCUCUUGGAAAGAUUUAUCAAGCACAAUUUUGAGGGCCUUUGGAUCCACCCUAAAGCAGGAACGAUCCUUGGAGCUCUAGAUCUCGGUGGUGCAUCAACACAAAUCUCAUUCAUCCCAAAAGACCCAGUGAAAGUCCCAGAUUCAGCUUCUAAUCUCCAACUCUAUGGGUACAAGUAUGAGUUGUACACACACAGCUACUUGUGCUACGGCAAGGACCAGGCUUUGAAGAAACUUCAGGCAUACCUUCACAAGAAUGCUGGACCAACACAAUUUAUCAGUCACCCAUGCUACCACAAUGGAUAUAUACUCAAUGUCACUAUGGCUGAACUUUACAACUCCCCUUGUGUGGUCAAACCAAACAAUUUUACCCCCACGGCUAUACUCACUUUCUCAGGAACGGGUAAUUCAUCCCUCUGUCUUUCUCUAAUGGAGAACAUUGUUAACCUCACCGACUGUGCCUUAUCACCAGACUGUGGUUUGGAUGGUGCCUAUCAGCCUCCUGUCAAUGGCGAAUUCUUUGCUUUUUCAGCAUACUUCUACACCUUUGACUUCCUUGGCCUUGCCCCAAAAGCUCCACUGACACGGGUUGUUUCCACUAUUGAGACUCACUGCAACAAAAACUGGACCACUCUUACUGCUGAAAAUCCAGGCAUUAAGGCAAAAUAUCUGAAAGAUUAUUGUGCUUCUGCUCAUUAUAUUACGACUAUUCUGCUGAAAGGAUACAAGUUCAAUGACACCUGGGAUCAAAUCUCUUUUGAGAAACAGGUAGCAGACACAGAUAUUGGCUGGACAUUGGGCUACAUGCUGAACCUGACCAACAUGAUUCCCUCUGAACAUUUCAGAGCGGUGACAGGGGUGCCACACAGUCAAUGGGCGGCUCAGACGUUCUUCAUCGUAUUUGCCCUAUUCCUCAGUCUACUUAUUAUAGGCAUCUUGUUUGUCCAUGAUCCAAAGCACUAAGUUGUGUGUCACGAGUGACUGUGUAUGUUUACAUUAAUAUUUAUCACUUAUAUUUCACAUAUGAAGAUCAGCACACAACUCUUUUGACUACUCUUUGAGAUGUUUUCUUCACAAAGACCUUACAAACAGUGAAAUAAUCUAUACACUUUGACAUUGAUAACAAAAAUGAGAUAUUUCUACAAAAUAUAGCUUUUUGUGAGUUUUAAGUUAUUUAAAGUAGUGUCUUGUUUUGAAGGCUGACUAGUUAUACUUCGAUUUAGUCUGUGCAAACUAAUAAUUCAGUAAAUUGUUAGAGAUUUUUCAUCAUUUAUAAACUCUGAAUCGUAAGAGUAUAGUUUUUUUUUAUUUGUUUGUAUUUAUGUUUACCUCCACUCAGCACUUACAGUAGACAUUAAAUAUAUGUAAAGUUACAUUAUUAUGUGUGAUAUUAUAAAAAUCAAACCAUUAUUGUGCUUUGUACAUAUUUAUAAAACACUGAAAUUAUAUUUCCCUUAAGCAAUGAUAUAUAAGCAGUUUAUAUUUUGCCUUUGCUUUUUGCGAAGAGACACUACCUUCAAAAGUUUGGGAUCAGUAAGAUUUUAAUAUAUAUUUUUAAAGUGUAAUUUAUUUCUGUGAUGGCAAAGCUAAAUUUUCAGCAUCAUUACUCCAGUCUUCAGUGUCACAUGAUCCUUCAGAAAUCAUUCUAAUAUGCUGAUUUGGUGCUCAAGAACCAUUUCUCAAUUAUUAAUGUUUAAAAUGGUAGUUCUUAUUAAAAUGUCUGUGGAAGCUGUGAUAUAUUUUUCAGGAUCAUUGUUGAAUAAAAGUAUACUUUUUUUUUUUUUUUUUUUUUUUAAUU